This is a messenger RNA of Leptopilina boulardi, 3210 nucleotides long. RefSeq lists its product as uncharacterized. The record is from RefSeq and is a predicted model, not a curated record. Lineage: Eukaryota; Metazoa; Arthropoda; Insecta; Hymenoptera; Figitidae. Gene Ontology annotation, molecular function: nucleic acid binding; zinc ion binding. The coding region runs from base 1387 to 3189 and encodes 600 amino acids. The transcript is spliced from 2 exons.
AUAUAAAGAAUAUUCUAUACUUUUAUAAUAAACAAACAAAUUAAACAAUUUUAAAUAAAUUUUAAUUAUUUUUAAUUAUUCAAAUUAAUUUUUAAUCACUAAUUAACAAUUUAAGUAUACAAAAUUCUUUAUAUUUUAAAACUUUAAUCAUUAAUUACAUUUUAUUGUUAAAAAUUAUUGUUAAUAACUUUUUAACUAAUAAUAUUAAUAUUCAUAAUGUUUAAAUUAAUUUUUAAUAUUAAUAAUGUGAAAAUUAUGAAAAACUCAGAAAUUGGUUGGAAAACUGAAUUUUGGCUCCAUCUCUUGAAAACGGUCAAAACUUUAAGCCCCUUCCACUUGAAAACUCCCCUAAUUCAAGUACGCCCACGCAACUUCUUAUCUCUCAAGGCUGGGCCUGAAGGGCCCAAUACCGUCACUGACCUAACCAGUUUUUUCCCCAUUUUCUUUCCUUGGAUCCAAUCCUUGUAAUUUCCCAACCUCUUUUUCCUCCACUUUGAGACCCAUUAUUUUAAAACAUAGUUCCAUCCCUAAAAAUAGGUAGGGACAAUGAUAUAAAAAUACGAACCCCGUUGAGAAGUUAGUCACAAAAAACAGUCACAAAAAACAGUCACACAAAAAACAGUCACAAAAACAGUCACAAAAAACAGUCACAAGAAUUCUAAAAAAACUACUUCUUCCUCAAAUUCUUCUUCAAGUUCAAGUUCAAGUUCAAGUUCAAGUUCAAGUUCAAGUUCAAGUUCAAUUAAUUUUCAUUUUUUUCUAACAAUUUUCUAAGUGUUAAAUUUAAAUUGUAUUAAAAAUUUCCACGAUUCAAGCCAAAAAUUCAACACUUUUUCAACCAAUUUCCGAGUCUACAAGUGCCAAUUUGUUUAAAUAAAAUGUCAGGAUAUACUAGUACAAAGAAAAAAUUAACGAAAACCCAGCGGAAGGUUAUCAAUAGGAAUUUAAAACAGUCUCUGGGAGACAAGUGGCUUCCAGUAGCUGAAUUUAGGAAGGCAAAAGCGGAAAAAUUAAAAAGGAUAGAAGAAGAAAAAUCGAGACUGCCCGAAUCCGUAGAGCAGAACGAGCCAUUAGUUAAGAAGUGUGAUUUUAAAUUAGUAAAAGGGCAAAUUCACCCUGAAGUAUUCAGACAAUUAAAUCUUGAUGCUAAAAUAAUUUUAUUUCGACGAAGCCUUUGUAAUCAUAAUAACAAUCCUAAAACCUGUCUCACUUGCAAAGAUCUAUGGAAAACUAAUUACAAAAUACCGAGAACUAAUGUACAACGGGAUAUAGAUUAUAGAAAAGUCUUAUAAUACAGUCAAUUUUGUUUCAUAAAAUUUCUUUUGCUAUUCAUUUCCUUUUUUUUUCCUCUCUCUCCUCUCCCCUAAUCUUUACAAUUUAAACUCUAUGAAUGAGGGAAGAAUUACAAGAAGUCAGGCUAAGGCUGAUCCUAUUUUAGCAACAGAAAUCGAAGCUUUUAAUCCUUUUAUUACAGGAAAACAAUUAGAUCGAUCUCCCUGUAAAAGUGAAAAUAAUUUAGAAAAUUUAACAACCUCAACACCAAUAGUGGAAUCUCAAUUUGAAUCAAAUUUUCCUAAUAUUUCAUUAUCAGAAAGUUCAUUUACUUCAGGUGAAACUGUUAGAAGACAAUUAGAUUUCAAUUCGAGUUUUAAUGAUAUUACAACUAUUCCUUUUGGAAAUACGAACGAAACAUUAAUUGAAAAAAAUACUAUUGACAAUACUUUAAUUGAUAAUAAUCUAACGUUACAAGAAAAUUUAAAUUUUACCAACAUGGCUUUAAAUGCAAAUCAAACGGUCAGUUUAACUGAUGCCUUAAAAGCAGUUCCAGAGUUUAAUGGAACUAAUAUCCCUAUUAAUAUCUUUUUAAGAGGAUGUUCAGAAGCUAAAAGUAUGGUAGCAGCAGCGGCUGAAGGUAAUCUUGUGAAAUUAAUUAGAACCAAAAUUUAUGGUGAGGCCCAAGAGACAAUUAUUGGACAAAAUUUUGAAACAAUUGAAGCUUUAGGAAAUUUCCUUAAAGAUAUUUAUAUAGUUAGCCGAACGGUUAAACAAUUGUUAGGAGACUUAGGCAAUGAAUAUCAAAGGGAAGAUGAAAAUGUCAUAACAUUCGCAAAUAGAAUUCGAGAUAUAGGGACGCGAAUUAUUGAAGCUCAACGCACUUUCACCGGUACUGUAACCGAAGAUUUUAUAACUGAAACCCAAGCUGAUAUCGUAGACAGUUUUAAAGAAGGACUCCUUCCAGAAAUCGAAAACAAAAUGCCAGUGAAUGCUAACAUUACUGAAUUAAUAAAAAGCGCAAUUAAAAUCGAAAAAAGAUUAGUCACACAAAAAGGUAGGCGAAAUAAUUUAAUUUCAGAUUCAAAACCUGUAAGAAGGAAAGAGAUUUUUACAUGUCAAUUAUGUAAAGAAGAAGGACAUGAAGCAACCGAUUGCAGUCUGCGUAAUGAUAAAUUUUGUAAUAACUGUAAAAAUAAUGAUCAUAAUACUCAAGAUUGUCAGAAAAAAAAUAAUAAUACUAAUAUUAUCUGUCAAAUUUGUAAUAAACCGGGUCAUAAAGCAUCUGAUUGUUUUAAAAUCAAACCUUGUAUAAAUUGUGGAAAAACGGGACAUGAUUCUAAAUUUUGUAGACAAAUGACUAAUUCUAAUUCCUUAGUUUGUCAAAUUUGUGGUAAACCGGGACACGAAGCUAAAACAUGUAGAUCUCUUUCUAAUUCUAAUUCUGUAGUUUGUCAAAUUUGUGGUAAACCGGGACAUGAGGCUAAAAUAUGUAGAUCCCUUUCUAAUUCUUUAGUUUGUCAAAUUUGUAGCAAACCAGGACAUAAUGCUAAAACAUGCUUUAAAAAUCCAUUUUAUAAACCCGACAAUAUGCAACAAAAGUUUCAAAAUCCGUUAGAAUCGCGAUCUCAACUACAAUGUCAAAAUUGUAAUGGUAUAGGUCAUACAGCGGCAACAUGUCGACGUCUUGUUAAUCAAUUAUCGAUGAACCCAACUCAAAUAGUGACUUGUAGAUAUUGCAAAGGUAUAGGUCACACAUUAGAAGAAUGUAGGAAAAGAUUAUUUAACAAUCAAAGAUUUCAGGGAAACGGCCAGAGUCUCCCCCUUCCGAGCGCAAACAUGGAGACUCAAAUAACACCAAUGCGCUCAGUGAAUGUGACCGAAACAGUAGACCUACCGUGCGAAUUAACGUUGUAAACGAAACACAAAGAAAAUUUU